Molecule: messenger RNA, 545 nt
Organism: Emiliania huxleyi CCMP1516
Lineage: Eukaryota; Haptophyta; Isochrysidales; Noelaerhabdaceae
Exons: 1
Source: RefSeq, a predicted model, not a curated record
GCGGGGACUCGGUCGCCUCCAUCGCCGCGAUCGGGACGAAGGUGGACGCACGGUACAUCAACGACGACGGCACAGUGUCCUGGUACGGUGCCGUGAUUACAGCGGUUCACGGCGACGGCUUCACGCUGGAUUGGGAUGACGGCGACACUGCGCAGCGGCGGCAGCCCAAGAUGCACGUCCGGCUCUCGGCGCGGCCCUCCAGCGGCGCUCCUCCCUCCUCCUCCACCGCCGCCGCCGAUACCAUCGCCACCGCCGCCGCCGCCACCGCCACCGCCCCCCCUGCCGCUCCCAACCCGUCCCCGCCCACGAGCCGUUUGUUCACGCCGGACGGCCAGGCGCCCACGGGUGGCAUGCCGGCCGUCGCCGCGGCGCUGGCGAGGAUCGGGCUGCAGGCCUACGUGGCCGCCUUCGACACAGAGGGCUAUGACGACCUCGAGUUCCUGCGCGGGAUGGACGCUGUCGAGCGGGCAGACGUGGCCAAGGCGAUAGGCAUGAGGCCGGGGCAUGCGGGCAAGUUUGUCAAGCACGGCUUCGAGCGGCCUUGA